This is a messenger RNA of Anolis sagrei ordinatus, 7119 nucleotides long. It is a transcript of the gene PRRT3, whose product is annotated as proline rich transmembrane protein 3. NCBI's taxonomy places the organism in Eukaryota, Metazoa, Chordata, Lepidosauria, Squamata, Anolidae. The record is from RefSeq and is a predicted model, not a curated record.
GGUGGUCGGGAGCGCGCGCCGCCCCGGGGCCCUGGGUGCGAAUCCUGCCGCUGCAGAGAGAGAGAGAGAGAGAGAGAUUCCUUUUCAGAAUCCUCUGCAGUCUGCAACGAGAGGCGAUCCAAGGCUGAUAGAUAACUCUCUCACCCAUUUUUUUUGCUUGCUUAGUGGUUUCUCCCGUGGGUAUUAUCAGUCUCAUUUGCUGCGAUGCAAGACCGAAGGAGCCUGUCUUUCCGCAGAGGGAUUUCGCCCCCGAUGCUAAACAUGGGCACGACUUGAAUUGCCAGCAAGAAGAGGGCAUCCUUUUUUUUUGCACCCCACGAAUGGAUGGCGACGACUGGGGACGCCUAAGGAUGAAGCAUAAGAAGCUGUGACAACCCUAAGCACUGAGCUGUGCCAUCUGACAUCAAGAAUGGCUGCUGACCUGGACCUGAUCCUCACCUUGGGAUUGCUCCUGCCAGCCUUGCACCUGGCCUUCCGGCUUCCUACCCCAGAGAGCCCCGCCUGGGACCUUCCUUUGAAUUCAGCUCAUGGAGUGCCUGUUCCCAAUAGCCCAUCUCAAGAGCCUCUCCUAAGUGUGCUGCCAGCUCAGCUCCCUUCCGAACCUCCAUCUCUUAAGACCUCCAGCGGAGAGGAGGAGCCAAGCGAUGAGAGCUGGAGAGGGGAUAUUCUUGCUCUCAUCCCUGGGACUCCUGUGCCCUUAGACGUUCCUGCAGUGUCCAGUUCUAGCUUUGGGAAACCACCUGAUACUUCUGGAGUAAGCUUAGCCCCCUAUCUUGAUGCACAGGAGCUUCCUGGAGUGGAUAACUUCACUCUGUCAAAAGUAGACUCUUCCAGUGUUCAAAGAGAACCUGAGAAUAUUGACUUCAUAACUGUGGAAUCAAGUCCAGAUGAAGAAGAGAAUGGUUCCUCUUUUACUAGUCCCGGCAUAGAAGCCACAAGUAUGGACAUCACUGUUCCAGCCUCCUUAUCUCCCUUGUCCACAAUACAGGCCUCAAAUACAACUGCCUCCAAGGAAGAGACUAAGCCUAGUCACCACCUGGAAGAUUUCUCCAUUACGACCACACUAAGCCCUGUGCCCACUGUGUCCACCAUCCCUUUGGUAUCAUCAUUACCCACUGGCAGUCCCCAUGUCAAAUGGCUGGCAACGGAGGGUACCAAUCUUUGGAGUGAUACUUCCAAGGGCCAAUUGGAAAGCAGGGUCCUAGAACAGGAACUGAAUGGGGGGAAACAAACUACAGUCAAAUACUUGGCUUCAUACAGGAGCACACAGGUCUAUGAUGGCACACAGGGACAAGACGACCUCUCGACCACUCCAACCGCUGGAUAUACCCAGAAUCCCCCUGGACCAUGGAGGGAAACCAUGCCUGUUGCAUCCACUCCCCACGGGCCACAGUUCACCAUGGCACUGGAUGGGAAGGGUCAACGCCCAGCCUCUCUCCCAGGAGGCUCCCAACUACCAGUCCCAGAGGAAAUAUCCCCAAGCCCUUCCACUCCUUCCCCAGCAGAAGUCAUGACAGGGACCAGCCAAGGACCAGUUUUCCGUCAAAGAAGCACCCACUGGAGUCUGAGUGUGGACACAACACAACCCCCUGGAUCUUGGAAUGUGUCAGAAAGGGAAAGGACUCACUCCCAUCGUAGCAGCUCUGUCACUCCAGGAACCAAGGAAGCAGUUGAUGUGGCAGAGCCUCAGCGUGUUCGGGGAGCUGUGAAUCCCAGGGCGCCGGUGACGUAUUUUGGAUCCUCUACUCCUGGACAGAGCAGCUCAGUGGCGAGGAAUGGCCCAGGAACCAGGCAGCCAGAUGCAGCCGAAACUCACCCUCCUGUGAAAAACACCACCAAAUCUGCUCGAAUCCAGGCUACUCCCCGCCGUGGCGUCAUCCGAGUAACCACCCAGCGGGUCCUGCAACACCCACAGCUAAGCAGGCCGGAGCCAAGCAUGCCAACCCUGCUGCCUAUCUCGAACCCCCCCUGCCCACGCCAAGGUGGUGCCUGCAGCCAGCUGUUGCCCAACCAGACCCUGCUACACUGGGGAGAUCUUGAGCGCACAUUGAGCUUUGCCUGGGUGCUGCAUGUCUAUGGCUCUGGAGCACUAUUCCUCCUGCUUAGCUUGCUGAGCUUGGCCUGUCUGGGAGGUUCCCUUGCUUUACGGGUGCCCCACCUCCGAUACGUCCUAGCGGCCAGCACUCUGCUGUUAUUGUUUGGGCUGUUGCGUGCCACGUUUUUUCUGGGCGAUCCUUAUGGCUCCCGUGGUUGGCUUCCCAUUCGGGCAGUGCGAGUCCUGUACACGGCACCUUUCCCCCUGCUGCUGACCACCUUCGCUGUGCUUCUGCUGCGCUUCUUCUGCCAGGCCCACUUAGAGAUCUUGCCCCCAAAGUGGCAAAGCCUGCCUGUGUUGGUUGUCAUGGGGCUCAUCCAGAGUGCUGUUCUCUUGGCGGCCGACUUAUUUUCACCUCCUCUGCACGCGGCUGUGCCAGUAGGACUGCACACACUUUCCUGCAUAGCUGGCAUCUGCCUCCUGCCAGCCACUGUGUUUGUGUACCGGCAGCUACAGCACACCGUGGCAGUCGAGGGCACUCCUCAACCAGGCGUAUGGAGUGCGGCAUGGGUUCUGCUGGCAUGCAGUGGGCUGGCGCUGCCAUGCUGUGGACUACAAUUCUAUGGUGUGCUGUGGCAGGCAGAGCUCUUGGGCCAGCUGGACCUUUUCUCCUGGGGCUGGUGGUUUGUGCAGUUCUGGUUCCGGAUUGGGGAGUUGGUGCUCUCGUUUGCCCUAGUUUUCCUAGCCUGGCAGGCUCUUUGUCAGCGUUACGGAUCUACCGAACACUCCUGCUGGGCCAAGCUCAUGCGCUACUUCUGUACCUACCACAAGGCUGAGGUGCCAGAGUAUCCUAACAAUUGUUACGACUGGACUGGCGGUGUCCUGGAGAAAGUGCCCAACAAUGACAUCAGCAAGAACCUGAUCCGAAAUCCCCCCAGCAGCGGGCGCGUGUGGGCACUCAAGGACAGCAAUGAGUUACGGGCUGCCACUAGGCAGGGUUCCAGCCCAUCCCCGGUGCACCCCGUCUACAGCCCCAAAUGCCCCAAUGCUGCUGCCGCUACCAUGGGCCGCUCCUACACCAGCAUCUGCUUUGAGAGGGAUUCCAUUCUUUCCUUGGCAGAACUUGAAUUCCGGCCUCCCUCUCCCAUCAACCUCAGCCGUAGCAUUGACGAAGCACUUUUCCGUGAGCAUUUGGUUCGUGACUCCAUCUUCCUGCGGUCAAGUCUCCAUUUCCCCUCCCGCUUGGCACGCCAAGACUCUUGCUCUUCGCUACGCGGUGACUGUUCAACGUCCCACACUGCACAGCCUCUGCUUGCCCGGCCACGCCGCAGCAGUGACCCAGACUGCCUAUAUAGUUUAGCCCGAGCCAGCUCAAUGGGGGAGCUCACCACGCACAGCCGGGGCCUGGUCAGCGAGCCGCCGACAGACACUUCCUUCGACAGCUUCUCCCGCACCUCCUUUUCCCGUGCCUCUCUCAAAAUCAGUUGGAACCCCUGGCGCCACGGCAUGUCCUCACCUGAGAGCCUGCCCCCUGAAGAGCUCCCCAGCCAGGCCCAGCUGCUGCCAGAUGACGUCCCCCCUGCUCCAUCUGACAGUGCCCCCAACUCCGAACGGGAGGCCCGGAGGAGCUUUUUGGCCUUGAGCAAGCAGGUGGAUUCCCGUAGCCUCUCAAGUGAAACCAUUGAAUUGUGAGUCUGGGCAGCGGCUUUCGCCAACCUAUGCCCCCUUGGCGACGACAGCCUGCUUGCCACCGAAGGAGAAGGAGUGGAAUGACAGCCAUGGAGCUGGUUUGUUUCCAAGAGCAUGGGCCAGGGAGAAUCCAAUUUCCUUUUGAAAAGCCAUGGGACCUCUGCUCCCCAACCAUGCCUAGCACCAGUCAUUCACAUAAUGGUCCUAAAUAUGGUUCUGGGUCCUUCCUGUAGUGUCAGCCACAUUAGUGACUAAUACCAGCCAUCUGCACCAUGUCCAUCUACAUACCUGGCAGUACCCAGUUGCCAGCUUCUCUCAAGUUCUGUAGUGCCAGCAAUAGAGAGAUCUCCUGAGCUGUGUUUCCAGUUUUUCUAUCCCAGAAUGAACUAUUAGGUGUAACCAGAUACCUUCAUAUGCACCAGUGCUUCUUUCAGUCUAGACCAGUGUUUCUCAACCUUCCUAAUGCCACGACCCCUUAAUACAGUUCCUCAUGUUUUGGUGACUCGCAAACAUAAAAUUAUUUUUGUUGCUACUUCAUAAAUGUAAUUUUACUACUGUUAUGAAUCAUAAUGUGAAUAUUUGAUAGGCAAGAUAUAUUUUUAUUAACUGGACCAAAUUUGGCAGAAAUACCCAAUAUACCCAAAUUCAAAUACUGGUGGGGUGGGGAGGGGAUUGAUUUUGUCAUUUGGGAUUUGUAGUUCCUGGGGUUUAUAAUUCACCUACAAACUUGGCACACAGAACUCCCAUGACCAACAGAAAAUACUGGAAGAGUUUGGUGGGCAUUGACCUUGAGUUUAGGAGUUGUAGUUGUAGUUCACCUAUAUCUAGGACUCACUGUGGACUCAAACAAUGAUUGCUCAUUAUGCUCAAAUGUGAACACUGGUGGAGUUUCGGGAAAAUAGACCUUGACAUUUGGGUAGUUGUAGUUGCUGGGAUUUAUAGUUCACCUACAAUCAAAGAGCAUUCUGAACCUCACCAAUGAGAGAAUUGGGCCAAGUUUCCCACACAGAACCCCCAUGCCUUGAAGGGACUCACUGGUGCAAGCCUCCCUCCAGCCUCGCACACUCGCCUUCACCUGCACAUGCGCACCAUGCCGCCAGGCACCAAGCACGCCUGCUCUCCCCUCCCUGUUUGGAGUCUCAGAAACAGCCCUCCCCUUGGCUGAGAGCCCAGCCAAUCACAGCAGGAGGAGGGCUUUUUGUGGGAGGAUUUGCCUGUCUGUUUCCAAAAAGGAAGAGGAGGACAGGCAGAGAGAUCUUCAGCCUUCUCUGCCAAAGGGAUUCCUAAGACCAUCAGAAAUAUGUGUUCCCUGAUGGUCUUUGGAAACCCCUCUGAAAUCCCCUUGGGACCACUCCUCCAGGGGUCCCAACCCCCAAGUUGAGAAACGCUAGUCUAGACUCACUAUCUUGGGAUUGCAUUUAAUUAUGGUCAAAAUUUCCGGCUUAUUUUGGUUUUUCUUUCUUUGUUUGCUUCUCCAGGCCCAAUUAUCUGGUACCUGAUCAAGUCUAAAGCAGUCAAAAGCUGUGUUUUGGUUUCUCCUAAUAAAGACAAUGCCUAGUUGGGGGUUUAGCAAUAGGAAUACUGAUGAAGUCUCUUCCACUUGAAGCAUGGACUGCACAGAUGCGAUGUGAAGACCUGAGUUUGGAAUGGUCCUUUUUGGGGGGAUGACAACUCCCAAAAUCUCCCAUCAGCGUGGCCACUGCUGCCAAGGGGAUUCUGGGAGUUUUAGUAAAAAAAAAAAGGAAAGUUCUCCAAAACACAAGAGACAAGAUGAGAGAGGGCAUAAGCAUUCUUCACAACUGAGACAAUCAAGCCUGCAACCCAAACAGGCCCAACUGGUGUUUGUUGUUUGUGAUUACCCACAGCAUCCCAAAGAAAGAUGCUCUUGAAGAUACAUCCAGGAAGGGGCAGAGCAAGAGUUGACAGGAACGGCUACUUUACUGAACUCAGCAGCAGUCCUGCAAGGAAAUAUGGGAUGCUCAGUAGUUCUCUGGUAGAAUAUGUGCUUUGCAUGCAGCACGUUCCAUCCCUAUUAAAGAAAUAUAUUUUUGUACAGCAGGGCCGGAAAAAAAAACUUUCUGUAGAGCUAGCACCAGGCAAGAACGUCUAUUGGACUUGGACUUGAAUCGCGAUAAGAAAGCAUCUUGUAAUGAAUUUGUACAUACAGUUGCCCUUUGGGAUUGUGAAUUCCAGAAUCCCCAACUGAGGGAUUUCUGGGAGUUGCAGUCCAAAAGGGGCACUUUCCUAAGCACCGUCUCGUGCAGCUGUUGUUUACACUGUGAAUAACAGAGUUGAGGUUUCUAGUUCAAUUUCUAUAGUCCAAAUGGUAAUAUGUUUGCUCAGAUGCUUCAUUUUCCGUUAGUCUUUCCUAAAACCGGAAACAUAUUUCUAGCCUUGACGGUUGCAGUAGAAAAAGUGAUCCUUGUUGUCAGUUUCCUCCGUUAUCCAAGAGAGAGAUCCUUCCCAUUGGAUGAAAACACACACACACAAGCACGUUAUAUAUAUUUUGAGAUACUACAAUGGGGAAAGGUGUGAAAGCUCUCCACAGCCUUCUGUCUUCUUUCUGUCUUCCAUCUGUGUAAUCUAUAUGCCAUCUUGCUCCCCCUCCUUGUGUUAUGUUGUUUUUUUUACACAAAAAAAGAGUCUAAUGUGUUGUCGAAGGCUUUCAUGGUUGGGAUCACUGCGUUGCUGUGAGUUUUCCAGGCUGUAUAGCCAUGUUCCUGAAGCAUUCUCUCCUGACGUUUCGCCUGCAUCUAUGGCAGGCAUCCCCAGAGGUUGUGAGGUCUGUUGAACAGGAAACAGGAAACAACCAGGGCCAGCUAACACCUCCCAACAAAGGAUUCCCUCAGGCAGGAAGCAGCCAGCCAGGCUUUGAAGCUGCAAGGCUAUUCAAUUCUAAUCAAGCUGGCUAAUUGCAACAUUCACACUUGCCUCAAACAGACAAGAAUUAUUUAUCCCACCCUGGACAUUCCACAUAUAUAUAAACCCCACUUGCCUAGUUUCCAACAGACCUCACAACUUCUGAGGAUGCCUGCCAUAGAUAGGGGUGAAACAUCAGGAGAGAAUGCUUCUGGAACAUGGCCACACAGCUUGGAAACCUCACAGCAACCAAAAAAAAGUUUAAGUUUAAAACUUUACAAGAAUUUGGUCUUGUAUUGUGGGAUGGUGCUGGAGAGGGAGAACAGCAUCUUCAGGAAUGGGUUAAAAAGGCAGAUUUUCAGCCUGAGUCUCCUUGCAGUAGCACAAAUUGUACUUGAUAUUGUGUCUGUCUCCUUCUGUGGCAUGGCAGAAAAGGGAAGGAUCUGCCUAGACCGCUGGUUGGAUGGACCUACUGUUGAAUGUGAUGCAGUCUGUUUGUGCCAAAAGAAUAAAUAAGUAUCUAUAAGAGAAUGUCA